This is a messenger RNA of Acanthoscelides obtectus, 281 nucleotides long. The record is from the annotation of a GenBank genome assembly. NCBI's taxonomy places the organism in Eukaryota, Metazoa, Arthropoda, Insecta, Coleoptera, Chrysomelidae.
GAAACAAACCACCUUACAAAUAAAAAUCCAGAAAGAUUUACUCUAACCCAACACUAAAGUUUUUUAUGUAUGACUACCUCAAGAUAAUGACAUGCUUAUCUUUGUAUACAUUUCUUUUUUUUUCAAUAUGAUAUGGUCGGUUCUUUGUUCAACGAGCAAAAGUAGAGAAACAUUUAGUUUAUAUUUAGUCAUUGAUCAGAAUAGGUGUUAUUUUUGAGUGUAUUUGGUAAAGUGAAUUACAUUGAAUUUGCAAAUAAAAGAAUUGAUUAUUUUAAAAUAUC